AUGGCCAUAUCGUUAUUUGCACCACUUAAGCAACCUUACAAAUUCAACAGUAAUAUUGAGCAUGUCAAGAGUAUUACUUCAUAUUUUUCCCUACUUGCUAAUAGCCCUGGAAACUUUACUAUAGUCUCUAUUGGUGAUCAGCGCAAUCAAUGUCGUUCAUUCCCCAAUGAUAUUACCAGAUUCAUCCAUGAUAUUCCUCGCUCUCUCAUCAGUGGUGAUAUGGUUCAGGCUGUGGUAGACCUUGUGGGUAUACCUCCAUUUAGCUUUGAGUGGCAAAGAAGUGAAUUGAUCUGGAAUAUCAAGACAAGCACGCAUCAUAAGGACCGUGUGCUUGAGAAACGCUAUGUUGAAAAUGUUGAAGACUAUUGCUACUACAUCAAUACAUUUACCGAGGGUAUUAUAGAAACUACCAGCAGCAAAGAUUGUUUCUGCCAAUAUCCUCAAAUGGGUUAA
Molecule: messenger RNA, 453 nt
Organism: Phycomyces blakesleeanus NRRL 1555(-)
Lineage: Eukaryota; Fungi; Mucoromycota; Mucoromycetes; Mucorales; Phycomycetaceae
Exons: 4
Coding region: 1-453 (150 amino acids)
Biological process (GO): protein import into nucleus; nuclear pore organization
Cellular component (GO): nuclear pore transmembrane ring
Molecular function (GO): structural constituent of nuclear pore
Source: RefSeq, a predicted model, not a curated record